AUGCAGAACUGUUACGAAGUUUUGGAAUGUCCCAACUUUUCCCCGCAUGCUGUUGUAAAGAUGAACUACCAGCGUUUGUUGUUACAACAUCACCCCGAUAAACAACUUACCCCCCAACCCUGCGACGAGGGGUUUAUUAAAAUCAACCACGCGUGGAAGAUCCUAAACGAUGACAAGGCAAAAAAGAAUCAUGACUCUGCGCUAAACCAACAAUUAAGGGAAUAUGAUGUCACAAUCAAUGAAAUUGUUAAUAUUUCCGAGUUUGAUUAUGAUGAAACAAUAGACAACGAUGAUGUCAUAAUGUUCGAUUAUGUUUGUCGUUGCGGAGGAUCUUACGAAUUAUUUUCAAAUAUUUCUUCCGUUAAAAACAUUCUGCCCACAAUAGUUGGCUGCAGUAUUUGUUCAUUGUAUAUUGAGGUGGUUUCGUAG
Ciona intestinalis (vase tunicate) is the source of this 429-nucleotide messenger RNA. The record is from RefSeq and is a predicted model, not a curated record. NCBI's taxonomy places the organism in Eukaryota, Metazoa, Chordata, Ascidiacea, Phlebobranchia, Cionidae.